Molecule: messenger RNA, 8546 nt
Organism: Bactrocera tryoni
Lineage: Eukaryota; Metazoa; Arthropoda; Insecta; Diptera; Tephritidae
Gene: sick
Product: protein sickie
Exons: 17
Coding region: 1157-8086 (2309 amino acids)
Biological process (GO): neurogenesis; nervous system development
Molecular function (GO): ATP binding; protein binding; ATP hydrolysis activity
Source: RefSeq, a predicted model, not a curated record
UAAAAUACCGUUUAUCUGUUUAACGAGUGUGGAAAGCAGUGAUUAUGCAUCUUUAAAAGCUAUACAUAAAAGCUCUCCCUCAAUAAUUUACCGGUUUUCGCACAUUACACCAAAACGCCCACGCAUAGCUGCAAGUAAACACACAUACCUAUAUAAAUGUUUGUAUGCAUAUAACAUUUGAGCCCAUUGCACGCCAACCAAGCCCCCCAAUUUUGCAUAUCUUAAUUGAAUCAAGUACGGGCAUAACACGUCUGAUUAUCUACAAAUUUACAAUGUGCCACAAAGGCAGGAACCUGCGUGCAUACGCUUCAACGCAUAUCGCACCAUCUACGAGCGCAAACACAUACACAUACACAUCCGCACAUAAGCGCACACACACCCAUAUAUGAAUAAAGGCCUCCUACUACGCGUUCGCGUUUAUCUUAAAUCGGUUUAAGCGUUUUAUGUUCGCGUUAAUCGCUCCAUCGGUGCACGCAAUGCUGCAACAACAACAACAGUGAACGUGAAAAGCAACAAUAGCGUAAAAAAAAGUGCAAUAAGCAAGUGUUGUGUGCUCCUGCUCACCGGUAGUACUACCCAGUUCAGCCCCGCGAAUAUUUUGUAGUGCAAAUCAAUAGAGUUUUUGUGUGUGUUUAUAUGUGUGCGCAACGGUAACCACUACUUUUAAAGAUUCCUCCGUUUGCCGCUGCUUUUAAAUGCAUAGCGCGAGGAUAUAAAUUGUCACUCUUGCAGCGACACAGGGAUUACAUUGUGGAUUUCCGCGUGCCGAUGGGUUGGUUUCCAAUUGAACUCUACCACCAAUAGAGCACUUUGCAUACACCUCUCAUGUGAUAAAUUAACCCGUCAAUUACCGCUUAAGUGAAACUGGCAACAAUAUAAGAUUGCAAUCAACGCAAAGCUCUUUAUUAGCUGCGCGUAAAAGUUAACGGUAUAUAUUUGUUAGCAAAAUGUACGAGCCAACAACAAUAAGACAUUAGCCAGCAAUCAAUCAGGCUAAGCGAAAGCAAAGUGAAGGAGUAAACACAUACAUAUUUACACCUGUACAUAUGUAUAGGUGUACGCUAUGCAUGUAGCGCAGAAAUUGCCGUAAAGCAGCAAGCAAUUUUCCCACCGUCAUCUAGCGGCGCGUUAAAAAGCGCAAAGUGUUCGAGCGAAAAUGCCGCACCAUCAUCAUGUCGACUACAACCGGAAGUACUCCGCCCAGGAAACGAUACAGAUUUACACCGACUGGGCCAACUAUUAUCUCGAGCGUGCCAAAUCCAAAAAGAAAGUCACCGAUUUGUCAGCAGACUGUCGCGAUGGUCUGCUACUCGCGGAAGUCAUUGAAGCGGUGACGUCGUUUAAAGUGCCCGAUUUGGUGAAAAAGCCGAAAAAUCAGCAACAAAUGUAUGACAACGUUAACUCGUGCCUGAAUGUGUUGCGCACACAGGCGGUUUGUGGCUUAGAUAACAUCACAACCAAUGACAUCUGUGCUGGUCGUUUGAAAGCAGUCUUGGCGCUCUUUUUUGCGCUCAGCCGCUACAAACAACAAUCGAAACAACUGUCGACGAGCACAACGCCAAAUGCGAAUGUUGUAUUGGGCACAACAAAUACGACGACUAACAAUACAAACUCCGCUGCUACAACAAACAAUACACCGGCUACAGGCGCGACGACUGGCGCCAGUAAUCAGCAUCAACAAAACCAUCAACAGCAGCAGCACCUGCAGAACGGCAAUGAAACCAUGUUGAAUAGACAAAUACCCACCGCUUACUCCAAGGCCAAUGGUGGCACUGCCAUACCGCUUCCCGCCACUGUUAUGGUGCAACGCCGCUGCCCACCGGACAAAGUACGACCACUGCCACCGACACCCAAUCACACGCCAUCCAUACCCGGUUUAGGAAAAAGUGGCGUUGACUUUAAUAGCGGGCGGCCAAAUAGUCCACCAACCACUAAUCAUACCAUUCAAAGUCUGAAAACUGGCAAUAAUAAUGGCUUACGCCCACCAACGGCUAAAGCCACGCACGCCAGCGGUAUACCGCCACCGUGUGGCAUACCCGCCGCCGCCGGCAAUAUGGGACCAACGCUGCCACAGCAAAAGCACUCCAUGCUUGACAAGCUCAAGUUGUUCAAUAAAGAGAAGCAACAACAACAGAACGCAGCUAAUGCCGCCUCCACCAAGAUGCAGGUGCAAUCGAAGCGCACUUCCUCAUCGUCGGGUUUCUCAUCGGCGCGCUCCGAACGCUCGGACUCUUCGCUGAGCCUCAACGAUGGACACAUAUCACAAAUCAAGCCACCAGCCGUCAGUGUAACGUCUGGCAAGAGCAAAAUCAAUACCAAACAAUCCAAGCUGAUGGCGGCGCAACUGAAGAAAGAGCAGACAAAAGUCAGCAAGCUGGACAAGAAGGAAAAGAGUCCAGCGCGCUCGCUAAAUAAGGAGGACUUCAGUGGUGAGAGCCGUAACUCAACAAUGGGACGUGCGAAGAACUCUUUGCCGCGUGUUAGCGAAAAGAACUCGAUCAAAUCUUCCUCCAAGGGCUCACUGAAUUCCAAGUCAGACUCAAAGUCCUCAUUGAUAGUGCCGCCCACGAAGGGGCUUUGCAGUCCCAAUGGCUCCAACACCGGUCUACCCAAACCAAUUGCCGCCAUAAAAGGCACUAGUAAAUUGCUGCAAUCGCCUUUGGGUGGCGUUGCUGGCAGCGGUGACAAUCGUGUCCGUGGCAUGAGCAACUCAAAUUCGCAGCAGGAGAUGAUGAAGCGUGAAAAGAGUGACAUAUCAAGCAUGCAUACAAACAUAUCUAGUGAGACCGCUAAAGCGAAAGAACUAACACAACAGCAACAACAGCAUCAGCAGCAACAACAUCAACCACAUAUCGUGAAACCGGUGCCGAUACUACCGGAGCCCGGCAGCAAGCCACCAUAUUACGCUAACGCCACAAACAUAUCACAGCAACAGCAACACCAACUGCAGCUACAACAACAACGCCAGCAGCAAUAUCAACAGCAACAGCAAGUUUAUUACAAUCAGCAGCAGCAGCAACAACAACAAGACCAUGCCACAUAUGUGAACAACAGUCGUCUGCUACCGCCAAAAUCCGCAACAUCACCUUCCGGCAACGCGCCAACUGCGCGCAAACUUGAAUACAACGCCGGUCCCGGUAUACUCGCGUCGCCACAGCGCUCACCACUACGCGGUCACGCACAAUCACCUGACUCGCCGUCCGCACAUCAACACCAUCACGCGCACGCCAACGCCAAGUUCCACACAAUACCCUCCAGAAUAGACACAAUCUAUGAGGAGAAGAAACCGACAAGUCUGCUGCCGAUGCCACCGUUACUGCGUGGCUACAAUUCGCAUGUGACACUGCCAACUCGCGGUGUACGCGGCGGUGGCACGCGCAAUUAUGUGACCGAUUUCAUGGAAGCGGAAAUAAAUCAAGGUUACUGCAGCGAUGGCGAUUCGUUGAGAGUGAGCGCCUCAGCACGCCUAGCACAACGCGCAGCCGCAACAGCGAGACGCUAUCACGACAUAGAUAACGGUUAUUUGUCGGAAGGCAGUGGCAGUGUGGGACAUCAUGGCAUGCUCAUGGCUGGCGGUAUUAGCUCGGCAGCACAUACCAAGCACUUCUUGAGCAUGAUGCGCGCGAGAACCCAACUGCCGACGACCAUCGAAGAACGCAUACGCAACAGCCGUGGCAGUCUCGAUAGCAUCGGCACCGCACCCCCUUCAUCGGCUGCCUCACAGGCCAGCUCAAGCGGUGGCUCGAACCCUAAAAUGGACAGCAACAGUGGAGGCGGUGGAGGCGGCGGUUCUGGUAACACCAGCGCCAACGCAAGUCCACAACAUCACACACAUGCUCAGCACGCGCAACACAUGCAGCAGCACCAUUCCGCCGGUGUGGUGGGCGUACAUCGCUCGAACUCACGAAAUGGGCGUGACAACUGGACGAAAAUGCCGGAGCCACUGAACGGACACAAUAAAGGUGAAAAAUCUGAAAAGUCAUCGCCGUCAAGGCGCAGUAUGGGCGGUGGCAGUGGUAGCUCUUCCAAACAAGGUUCACCAUCGGGCCGCACUAAGGGUGUACCGCCCAGUUUUGGCUAUGUUAAGCGUACGAAUGGGAGCGCCACAGCAACGGCGGAGCAACAGAAUAUCGCAAUGAUGGGCGCAGCCUUGAUGAACGCAGGCGGUGGUCAGCCAAAUGGCGGUGGUGGUUCGCCGGGUGGCAUGUGUGGCGGCGUGGGGCGUACAGCACACGUUUCAGCAGUGCCGCGUACUGCCACCGGUGCGGGAGGACGGAAAGUAUCCGGCGGAACUCAGACGUUGCCCAAUGAUAUGACAAAACUUCUUCCCAACACUCAACAUCGUAGCUUUUCUUUAACUGGUCCCGGCGCAACACAGCUCAGCCAAUCAAUUCGCGAACGCCUCGCUACUGGAUCGCACAGUUUACCCAAGCCGGGCACAGACCUACAUCUAUUUCAACAAAGAAUAUCAAAUCGUCCUGGCAAAAUGAUCGAUGGCUCACUCUCGGACACGCAAACCUACGCCGAAGUCAAGCCCGAGUACAGCACAUACGCCAUGUGGCUGAAGCACAGCAACACGGCGGGCAGUCGUCUAUCCGAGGGCGAUUCGCUGGAGAAUAUGCAAAUCGGUUCGCCGGCCAUGUCACGCCACAGCCAUAAAAUGUUGCAACAUCGGAAUGCUGCCGCAGCCGUUGCAGCAGCGGCGGCAGCUGCAGCCGCACAGGGUAGUGGCAUGCAGCAAGCGGGCGGCGCUGGUGGUGGCGGUGGUGUUGUGGUGGCUACCGGUGCGGGCAAUGAGUCGCCAUAUGUGCAGAGCCCACGACUGAAUCGCAGCAACAGCAUUAGCUACUUGAAAGAACGGACAUAUCCAAGAUCCACCAAAUCGGAAAAAAUGUACCCUUCAAUGCUGAGUCGCGGCCCCGAUGUCGAAAUCGAGCCCUACUACUGCCUGCCUGUAGGCACAAUAACCGCACAAAAUGGCUCGUUGGCCGCGCAAAUGGCCGCUGCAGCAGCGGCAGCAAUGUCACAGGUGACUGGACAGCCAACAGCGGGUGCUGGCGGCGCUCCCGUGGCCUGGAGUCAACCGACUUCACCCACACCCAUUAGUCGCGGCUUCGGUGGCACACUCUCACCGACUCAUCCAGCCGGCAUGACUGGUCUGGUUGGCUUGGUGGGUGCGCCGGGCAGCGUCAACGCCAAUGUGGCAGGUCACCGUCUCACAUAUCCUAAGAAGAAUGAUGAUGUGCAUGGCAGCGCUGCAUCAUUGCUCUCCGGUGGCAGUUCGCUGUACGGUUCAGCUGAGGAGCGUCAAGCGAACGAGAUACGUCGCUUGAAGCGUGAAUUAUUGGAUGCGCGCGAACAGGUGCUGAGCUUGAGCAGUCAACUGUCAACAAAUGCUCAUGUGGUCGCCGCUUUUGAGCAAUCGCUCUCCAACAUGACGUCACGCCUGCAACAUCUGACUGCGACCGCCGAGCGCAAGGAUGGCGAGCUAACCGACAUGCGGCAAACAAUCGAGCUGCUGCGCAAGCAGUCCAUACAAGCAGGUCUUACUUCGGCGCAUAUGCAAAGUAUGGGCGUGCAGACGCAACAACAUGAACAACAGCAGCAACAACUCGGCCGCACCGCCAUCACCCAGCAGCCGAUGUCAAAUCAAAAUGGCAUUACUAAUGGCACAGCCUCAUCGACGCCAUCAUCUACUGCAACCGGUAUUAUGCAACGUCACCACAGCUCCGAUUCGAUGUGCUCUUUGAAUUCGAUCAGUUCCGGCUGUUCGGCGCAGGAUAAGAAGCAGAAGAAGAAGGGUUGGUUACGUAGCUCCUUCACGAAAGCAUUCUCACGCAAUGCCAAAAUAUCAAAGACUAGUCGGCACGCCGGUCAUCAUCAUGUCGGCGCAGCCGGCAGCACUGCCAAUAAUGUCGGUGGUCAAGUAAUGCAUGGCUUACAUGGCGACAACAGCACAGUUUAUAAUAAAGUUAAUGGUCAUAGCCACGCCGAUGCCGUUGUUGGUUUGGCUGCUUUGGCUACACAGCCUGCACCGCCUCUACCCGCAGCCAAUGUCUCGCCGACAAAAGGCAGUCCGGCAAAAACUGUAACAUUGAUAGAUAAUGCGAAACCGAUCGACGCAAUCGAUCAGGAGGAUCAUCAGGUAGUGGAAGACCUGAAGAAGCAAUUACGUGAGAAGGACUUAGUGUUAACCGAUAUUCGUUUGGAGGCGCUCAGUUCAGCAUCACAAUUGGAGAGUCUCAAGGAGACAGUAAAUAAAAUGCGUGCCGAGAUGAUGUCGCUAAAACAAAAUAAUGAGCGCUUGCAAAAGCUGGUAACUAGCCGUUCAUUGGCGGGCUCAGAGGCUUCGUUAGGUAAUGCCAUUAGUCCAAACGGUUCCAUUGGUGAGUCACGACGUUACUCGUUAGCCGAUGGCAAUGCGCGGCCACCAAUGGAGUUGCCGAAACGUUUGGAAGAGGAAGUCGAAGAGGAGAACAUACCGCCGGCGCCAGCACCUGAACCACCACCGCCGCCACUAAGUCCCUCCACACAUAUCGAUCUUACGCCACCGCCUCCCGCACUCGACACCAUGCCCAGCCCAGCGCAUAUUGCAUCCGCUGCGGUUGAAGAGCUGCCCGAUGUGACUGAUGGCAAAAAGAUCGCAAUCGCUUGUUAUCUGGGACAGCCAGAGUCAUUUGUUAAGUACUGCGAAGAGAUGCUUGAGGCAGAUGAGUUCUAUGCAAAUGGCGUCGAUGCGGAUGGCAAUGAACGUAAGUCCUUUCCGACAGCAAGUUUAAACGAAUUUGUCGUCGCCUAUACAUACAUCUCGGGCAAGACCACCUGGCAGAAUUUAGACUAUAUUGUGCGCAAGACUUUCAAGGAUUACGUGUCGCGCAUCGAUCCCGGCACCAAUUUAGGUUUGAAUACAGACUCAAUAACAUCCUAUCAUUUAGGUGAAGCAAAGCGUGGCCCGGAAAUGGGCUUUCCCGAAUUGUUGCCUUGCGGUUACAUAAUCGGCAAUGUACGCACGCUGUAUAUCUGUCUGCAAGGUGUGGGUAGUCUCGCCUUCGAUAGCUUGAUACCGCGCAGCAUUGUUCACCGCUACAUUAGCUUGCUGACCGAGCAUCGACGUUUGAUUCUGUGCGGCCCUAGUGGAACAGGCAAAUCCUAUUUGGCGCGCAGGUUAGCGGAGUUUCUGGUAGCGCGCACCGGACGUGGCAAUCCCUCCGAAGCAAUUGCGACAUUCAAUGUCGAUCAUAAGUCUUCUAAGGAGCUGCGACAAUAUUUAGGCCAUAUAGCCGAACAGGCAGCCAUUGCGAAUGGCGCUUCCGAAUUACCAUCUGUGAUCAUAUUGGAUAAUCUACAUCACGCUUCAGCUUUGGGUGAUGUUUUUUCGUGCUUGCUAAGCGCGGGUCCCGCCGGAAAGUUGCCCUGCAUAAUUGGCACCAUGUCGCAGGCCACUUGCAAUACAACCAAUCUGCAAUUACAUCACAAUUUCCGUUGGGUACUCACUGCCAACCACAUGGAACCGGUAAAAGGCUUCCUCGGUCGCUUUUUGCGUCGCCGUCUUUUCCAACUUGAACUACAGACUGGCCAUCCACAGCCUGAACUGGCCACUGUGCUGGCAUGGUUGCCAAGCGUUUGGCAACACAUAAAUCGCUUCUUGGAAGCGCAUAGCUCCAGUGAUGUAACCAUCGGGCCGCGCCUCUUCCUCGCCUGUCCAUUAGACUUGAAGGACUCACAGGUGUGGUUUACCGACAUCUGGAACUAUCACUUAUCACCAUAUCUGGUAGAGGCGGUGCGCGAGGGCGUACAAUUGUAUGGACGACGUGGUGGCGCCUGGAAUGAUCCAUCGAUUUUCAUACGCAACUCAUAUCCAUGGCCAUAUGGACCCGAUUCAGUACCACCGCUGCGUCAAAUCAAUGCAGAAGAUGUCGGACUGGAAGGUGUGGCGGCCAGCAAUGGCGACAACCCGGAUCCACUAUUGAAUAUGCUUAUGCGUCUACAAGAGGCUGCGAAUUACUCCGAAAACCAAGAGCAGGAGUCUGAUUGUGCGAGUUUAGACUCGAACGUUACACCCGACAGCUCGGCGGGCGCUGAGUAAAUGCCAGUUUAGUGACGCGGCAGUGCAGUUAGCGUCGCCAAUGGACUUUCGAGUCCUUAGUAAACUAAUCAAACACUAAAUACCUACUUACCUAACUAUAUACAAACAUUAUACAUACAUAUUCGCUAAAAAUCAAACAUUCAUAUGCAUGGCUUUGUAUAUUUGUAAGUAUAUUUAUGUGCGUAUUGGAUAUUUUGUAAAUUAUGAAGUUUAACGCGACUUUUGUUUAGGGAAUGCAACACUGAUUUUAACUGCAAUCUAGGUAUACAUAACUACAUACAUAUGUAUGUUUAUGAUUUAUAUAUUAUAUAUGCGUGUGUAAUUUAUAAACUAGUGUAAAAAUCAAAUAAUUGCCAAGUGCUGAGCUCAAUUUUAGGGCACUGAAAUGUGAACAAGAAUUUUACUUUUUUAUUUUUAUUUUUUUUCUAUUUAUAUUUUUUAAUUCUUAUUUUUUUUUAUU